Entelurus aequoreus (snake pipefish) is the source of this 2208-nucleotide messenger RNA. It is a transcript of the gene oit3, whose product is annotated as oncoprotein induced transcript 3. The transcript has 9 exons. The coding region runs from base 28 to 1692 and encodes 554 amino acids. Lineage: Eukaryota; Metazoa; Chordata; Actinopteri; Syngnathiformes; Syngnathidae. Gene Ontology annotation, molecular function: calcium ion binding. The record is from RefSeq and is a predicted model, not a curated record.
ACGCACUAUUACAUUCUGACCCGCCAUAUGAUUUUGCACGAUCAUCUUCUCAACAUGAUAUCUUUUGUGGUUACUAUUCUGCUGCAAGAGGCUUUUCAGGUCACAGAUGCCACCUUGGACCCUUGCUCUGCCUACAGCAGCCUGAAUGAGCCAUGGAGGAACACCGACCAUCACAUCAAUCAGUCCUCCGGGGUGCCUCUGUGCGACAACCACAUGUCCGGAGAGUGGUACCGCUUCACCGGCAUGGCAGGGGACGCCAUGCCCACCUUCUGCAUCCCCGAGAACCACUGCGGCACUCACGCUCCCGUCUGGCUCAACGGCAGCCACCCUCAGCCGCAGGAAGGCGUGGUCACGCUUCCUGUGUGCGCCAGCUUCGGGGACGACUGCUGCCAGUGGAACGCCAGCGUGGACGUGAAGGCCUGCACUGGCGGGUACUUUGUGUACCGCCUACCAAGACCUGCAGUUUGCUUCCAUGUGUACUGCGCUCAUUUCUACGACAUCUGCGAUGACGUUCCAUGCGCCGGUCCGAGAUGUCCUGACUCGGAAUGUCGCUGUGCUCCUGGAACUGUUCUGGGACCGGACAGACAAACAUGCCUGGAUGUGAAUGAGUGUGAGACGGCCAAUGGUGGCUGUGCAGAGGUGUGUGUCAACACCAAAGGGUCCAGACGCUGCGAGUGUGGUCCAGGCCGAGUGCUUGAAGAGAAUGGGGUCAACUGUAAAGAGAUGGCAGCAGGUUGCCAUGUCAACAAUGGAGGCUGCAGCCAUGGGUGCUCAUCCCUGCUUGACUCUCAUCAGUGUCACUGUCCUAGGGGGCUGCAGCUGAGCAACGAUAAACACACAUGUCAAGUGCCAGUCCAGUGUGACCCCAGCAGUAUUACAGUGUCAGUACCAAAGGACCUGGUUGGAGGUCUGGACCUCUUCUUGUCCAACUCCUCAUGUGUUGGUGUCUCCAAUGGUACACACGUCAACCUGAGCUUCAGCCUGAAGACAUGUGGUACUGUUGUGCAGGUCACAGAAGACAAGAUAGUGGGCACCAACUUGGUGACGGGCCUCCCCAGGUCCAGUCCUGGUAGCAGCAUGGACCUGAUAGUCCGCACCAGUAAAUUAGUGCUGCCAGUCACCUGUGAGUUCCCCAGAGAGUACCAAGUGUCUGAUGGUUACCAGGCCAGUCAGCGCAGCGUCGACCUGCAGCUGGCGGGCCACAGUCAGGGCGUCUUCCCCUUCUCACUGGAGCUCUUCAAGAGCGCCCAGUUCUCCGAGCCUUACCGCACGCCGCCCCAGCUGCGCCUUCACGACUCCCUCUUCUUCGGCGUGGAGCCCAAAGAGCGGGUGGAGGGUCUCUCUGCUCUGGUAGAAAGCUGCUUCGCCACGCCAGGACCCAAAGCUGACCAGGCCAUCAAGUACUACCUCAUCAAAGACGGGUGCAUCUCUGAUGAAACAGUGACUCAGUACUCAUCCAAGGACCAACUCUCCAAGCACUACCAGGUUCCUGUCUUCAAGUUCAUUGGCAAGGAAAACCGGCAGGUCUUCCUCCACUGUCAGGUGUUGGUGUGCAGCCUGGGGGACUCUCGCUGUGCUCAGCCUUGUCGGGGACGCUUCCGUCGGGAUGUGCCAUCUCAGGAGCGGCACACGCUGAGCGGAGGCCCCAUCUUCAUCCAACCAGACGGAUUCGAACUCCAGGGACACGUUUGACUCACAAAUGUUUCUUUGAGCACAUUGUUCUUGUGUUAAAACGUCAUUUUUCUAUAACUGCUCAUGAUGAGGUUCAGGGUCACAGGUGAGCUGGAGCCUAUCCCAGCAAAUGUUUUGUGUGACAUAUACACAAAACCAUUAAUUUCAACACACAUUCCAGGACAAUUCACCUAUGGUUUUGGAACUGCAGAAUAAACUUUACAGAGAUCUCUGCCAUUUUAGCUGACCUUGUAGUGAGAGACAUUUAUGUUAAGUCUGUGGUCACAUAAAUAACAAAUAUAUUACACUGUUGUCUGGUACAUUCAGAAUUAUUCCCACAAAACACUCUGGAGUUAUUAAAGAAAUGGAUUUUGAUAGAGUCAUAAGGCCCAACAAUUGGCCUUAAAGAUGGAUGCACUGCAGAAAGUGUACAUGUAGUUCAUUAUUAAAUAUUCCAAUCUCACUUGCUGUAAUUCCAAAAUGAUAAAACCUGAUAGUUUUGAUAGCUACAGUUUGUGUCCACAGUGUCACAGUUCG